CAGAACCAGCCUCACUCAUCAUCCACGACAACCUGCCACGCUCUUAACCACCACAAAGAGCAUAUCUAGAACUGGCUUUUGGCCUUCACAUAGACGAAUCUUUUGCACCCAGUCGCAUGGUCCUGUGCAUUCGAACAGCCUCCAAUUACGAACAAAUGACAGCACAUCCCUGCCUACCCCACAGCUUUCAUCAAUAACUUGAACGCUAAAUACAACGACACAAUGGCUGCACCCUCCGGGCCCCCAACCUCAGGGAGCUACCCCAUUUUCCUCAGCCCUGCCCUCCUCAACCAAGGCCUAAGCAACAAGGACCUCAUCACAGCCAUCAAAUACUCUCCCCCCCCCCCGGCGCCCGCGACCUCCGCCCUCCUCAAACCCUCCACCUCCGACCAGCACAAAUACAACUUGACCAUGUCGACGGCAACAUCUACCUCCUUCUACCACGGCCCACGUAGUUCUGGCGCUCCCAAGAAAGCCGCACGCUACGUGCUCGUCUGGGACGCCAGCCGUUCGGGCUGGGAGCUGCGGCCGGUCGACUCGGUGUUCGAGAUGGCAUUUGUGCGGUCGUCCGGAGCGGAGGGCGAGGAAGGGGGACCAACGCAGGACGAGAGUCCUGUGAAGGCGGCACCGAAAGGCCGGAGGAAGAGUGUGGCGGCGCCGAAGGAGGAGGUUAAGAGGCAGAAGACUGCACCGAGGAGGAGGAGGGAGAGCUUGAGUGAGAGUGAGAGUGAUGAUGGGUUGACGAUUGAAUAUCCGGGAGGGAGGGCGCCGACGAGGGCGUUUGGACUGGGGCUUGGGACACCGUUGGGGGGAAGGGAAGAGAGAACGGUUGAGCGUGUGGAUGUAGAUAUGGAUGAGGAUGAAGAUGCGGAUGGGGAUGGAGAUGGAGAUGGGGAUGUGGAGGCGUUGGACCUGGGGAGCCCGGCGCAGGGGGGAAUGGAGGAAGAGGAAAGUGAGGAAGAGAGGGAGGAGGAGGUGGAUCUUGAGGCUGAGCUGGAAAGAGAGCUGGCGAAGGGAGGUGGGGAGAGUAGCGAGAGCGAGGAAGAAUAGUGGGGUUCUGGACAGGAGUAUAUGGGUGGCUUGAAAGGAUUGGCGUUUUAAAAAUUACGAGAAAUACCAUGGCUAUAUACGGGAACGAGUAGCACAGUGCACAAUUAUUUUAUUUGUCUGAGCUAGCUGUCACAACAAGAUUGGCGCCUGAAACCCAAUUGAAAGACAGGUUGAAAGCCGUCCGAGGUAGCUGUCACAACAAGAUUAGCCCCCGAAACUCCAUUGAAAGACAGCUUGAAAGCCUACCCUCUUCCCAACUACUGCUUCUUCGUUGGCUGGCUCCCGGCAGAUGCAGCCUCUUUGGCAUCUUCUUCGUCCUCCUCGUCGUACAUUUCCCUUAAAUACUUAAAUGCCACCUCGGGCCCGCAAGAUCCUGAGGAUGACAUAUCUAUUUUCUCCCGUUUAGCUGGCUAUUGGUGAGCUAGCAAAAUGGUAUGGGACUCACUUGGCCGGGGAUGUUUUUUCUUAUAGGCCUGAUACUGGUCCUCGUCCAUGUUCAUCAUCUUGUCCAUUAUGAAGUCAUACUGUUCCUCGGGAUCGGACACGUCG
Messenger RNA from Pseudogymnoascus verrucosus, 1599 nucleotides. RefSeq lists its product as uncharacterized. NCBI's taxonomy places the organism in Eukaryota, Fungi, Ascomycota, Leotiomycetes, Thelebolales, Thelebolaceae. Bases 223 to 1050 code for a protein of 275 amino acids. The transcript has 2 exons. The record is from RefSeq and is a predicted model, not a curated record.